CAUGCUCAGUCGUGCAUUUGGAGGCUAGCUUGACGUGUGAGACUUUUAUUAUUAGACCAGCCGUGAGCCCCGAUCAGAGUCCUCUACCUCUUCAGUACUCUCCCAGAAUCGUGGACAUUCACAAGAAAGAAAAAAAAAACGGUCAGCGUAAAAAAAGAAAUUGUUUUCAUUUAGUUGUGGAUUUGGAGAUACACUUGAAGUGCUCAGAGAGUGAGAAUGAAGCUGCGGUGGUUGUGGAUGUGUCUGGGGCUGCUGUGCCUGGCUGCGGCUGUCCGCUCACACGAGGAGGAGGAGGAGGAGGAGGACGACGGCAUUGACUAUGAGGCCCAGGUCAAGAACUUUGAGGAGAAACCCACAGACACCAGUGACCAAGAAGGCAGCAGCCAAUCCUUCCAGGUGACAUACAAGACUCCUGUGCCUACUGGCAAGGUGAACUUUGCAGAAACAUUUGAUGACGGAUCCCUAGACGGAUGGAAGAUAUCUAAAACAAUGAAGGAUGACACUGAUGAUGAAAUUGCAAAAUAUGAUGGGAAGUGGGAAGUGGAGCCUUUGAAGGAGAACACCGUACCUGGAGACAAGGGACUGGUGCUGAAAUCCAGAGCCAAGCACCAUGCCAUAGCAGCCAUGCUACAGGAGCCAUUCGUCUUUGAAGAGCAACCCUUAGUAGUGCAGUAUGAAGUCAAUUUCCAGGACGGAAUCGAUUGUGGUGGUGCUUAUAUGAAACUUCUUUCUGCAACAGAUGAUUUGGAUUUGGAAAACUUCUAUGACCGAACUCCAUACACAAUUAUGUUUGGUCCAGACAAGUGUGGUGAAGAUUACAAGCUUCACUUCAUCUUCAGGCACAAGAACCCCAAAAAUGGAGACUACGAGGAGAAGCAGGCCAAGCGCCCUGAUGUUGAUCUGAAAAAAAUCUUCUCUGACAAAAAGACCCAUCUUUAUACACUUGUACUGAGUCCAGAUAACAGCUUUGAGAUCUUCAUUGAUCAGACCAGUGUGAGUAAAGGAAACCUCUUGGAGGAUUUUGUCCCACCUAUAAACCCAGCCAAAGAGAUCGAUGAUCCUAAUGACAGCAAACCCGAGGACUGGGACGAGCACCCAAAGAUCCCCAACCCAGAGGAAACCAAACCUGACGACUGGGAUGAAGAUGCUCCAGCAAAGAUAGAAGAUCCUGAUGCAGUGAAACCUGAAGGCUGGCUCGAUGAUGAACCAGAGUACAUAUCGGACCCUAAUUCAGAGAAACCUGAAGACUGGGAUGAGGAGAUGGAUGGGGAAUGGGAAGCCCCUCAGGUCCCCAACCCAGCCUGUGAGACGGCCCCGGGCUGUGGAACGUGGAAGCUGCCUAUGAUCAACAACCCCAACUACAAGGGCAAGUGGAAGCCUUCCAUGAUCGACAACCCCAACUACCAGGGAAUUUGGAGCCCAAGGAAAAUCCCGAACCCAGAUUAUUUUGAAGACCUGCAUCCAUUCCGCAUGACUCCCUUUAGUGCAGUGGGCUUAGAGCUCUGGUCCAUGACUUCUGACAUCUACUUUGACAACUUCAUCAUCUGCUCUGAGAAGGAAGUGGCUGACCGCUGGGCAGCUGACAGCUGGGGCCUGAAAAAGCUGGUGGCCAGCGCCAAUGAGCCAAGUGUGCUGAGUCAGCUGACAACAGCUGCAGAGGAACGUCCUUGGCUGUGGAUCGUUUACAUCCUGACUGUCGGGUUACCUCUGGGGCUGGUUGUGCUUUUCUGUUUCCCCAAGAAGACAGAUGAAUUCGCCGCCACCCACAAGAAGACGGAUGCCUGGCAGAAAGAUGUGAAGGAGGCAGAGGAGGAAGAGGAGGAGGGCGAAGAAGAGCAGGAGCAGGAAGGGAAAUCAAGACUGGAGAGAAAAGUUAAUGAGGAACAGUCAGCUUCAGCUAAAGAAGAAGAAGAAGAUGAGGAGGAGGAGGAGGAGGAGGAAGAAGAGGAGGAGGAGAAGAAGAGUGAUGAGGAAAACGGGGCUGCGGGAGGAGGCAGCCAUGAGGAAGAGGAGGACGAAGGCGGCAACAAAACUGAGUCUGUGUCGGAAGACGAGAUGAAAGAUGCUGAUGAAGGUACAGGAGAUGGACCAAAACAACCAGUCCGUAAAAGACGAGUAAGGAAGGAAUAAACCUCAUCUUCCACAGCUAGUGUUUGUCAUUCAGUUUCUUUUAACAAGCAGUGCAUGCACACACUGGCAUGCCCAACAUGCAGGCUGUCAAGCUGGAGGCAAUGGUGACUAACUAGAUUCUCUCCUAAACCACUCAUGUUCACACCACCGCCCCCCACCCCUGACUGCAGACCCAAGCCUCUAAACACACUCCUUCAGUCUUCCCUUUAAAGACACAUUUCUCUGAAGAUAACACUGGAAUGUUUAUUACAAUAAUACCAAUAAAAACAAAUGUCUCCUGACAUCCAAUGAGGUGUAUUUUACAGCUACAUGAUAACAAUAUUAACAUGUGAUGUGUACAAUUUAAAAUAGUGCAGUUUUAUACAGAAAUGUACAUAGGAAAAAAUGACAUUAUUUGCAGCUAUUAAGCCAGUGAGUUUAUUGAAAGUUAGCAAACUAAAUGUAAAGAAAGUGAAUAUAUUAGUGGUCCAGUAUUUUUAGGUUUUAAUUUAUGUCUGUUCUAUACAAGAGCAAAAAUGCACUGAAAGUCUGUAAUGUACUGUCUUGAUUCCACUAAGGGUUUCCUUUUGUUUGUUUGUUUUUAUUUUUCCAAGAGGAAUGAUGCUUUUUUUUUUCACACAUUUUUUGCAUAGUAGUUACAGCUGUUUUGCUUUGUGUGAUCCAAAGUUCAAACAGAUGCAGGAGCAAUCAAUUAUUUCUGUAUAUUUGAAUUAAUUUGGGAAAAGUUUACAGACAAUGGCGACCCGGAAAACUUAUCAGCCACAUACUGCAAUUACAAAAUGGCAUAUGUUUUUUCCAGGUGUUAUAGUUUUAAUGUUUAUCGCCAGGUUGGGGCAAUAUCUCUGUUUACAAAUGUUUGCAAAUUGUAUAUUGCUCUUGGAAAUAAAUACUUAAUACAAAGUGUCAA
Molecule: messenger RNA, 3037 nt
Organism: Acipenser ruthenus (sterlet)
Lineage: Eukaryota; Metazoa; Chordata; Actinopteri; Acipenseriformes; Acipenseridae
Product: calnexin-like
Exons: 15
Coding region: 217-2130 (637 amino acids)
Biological process (GO): protein folding
Cellular component (GO): endoplasmic reticulum membrane; endoplasmic reticulum
Molecular function (GO): calcium ion binding
Source: RefSeq, a predicted model, not a curated record